AUGGCGCGCUCCGCCUCCGCGACGGCCAUUGACCCUGCCAUGGUUCUCUCUCACAAGUUCCCCGAGGUCGCGUCCGCGUACGAUGAGAGGUCGCCAUCGCCCAGGAUCUGCUCGAUGGAACGUCCCAACGGCUGCUCGGAAUGGGAUGUAGCGCUGUACGCGCUGGGGGUGGGAGCUUGCAAUGCAGAUGCAGCGGAUGAGAAGGAGCUUCAGCUGGUGUACCACAGGGAUGGGCAGUCUUCCAUUAAGGUUUUACCCACUUUUAUUUCUGUACUUAAUGCAAAAACUGGCGAUGGGUUUUACAUGGAUGUCCCUGGGCUUCACUAUGACCCAGCACUUCUACUGCAUGGCCAGCAAUACAUAGAGAUAUAUAGACCAAUUCCUUCACGAGCUAAUGUUGCUAACAAAAUUAAAAUAGCUGGUUUGCAUGACCGAGGGAAGGCCGCUAUUCUUGAAGUUGAAACACUAACCUGUCUUGAAGGUUCUGGUGAAGUUUUGUGUAUGAAUAGGAGUACUAUCUACUUGCGUGGUGCUGGUGGCUUCUCCAACUCUUCACAACCGUUCUCAUAUGCCACUUAUCCUUCUAAUGAGGUUUCCGAUGUUACAUUUCCAGAUUCCACACCUUUUGCUGUGUGUGAAGAUCGCACUCAGAAAUCCCAGGCACUACUCUGCGGCUUAUCUGGCUAUUUUCAUCCUUUGCAUUCAGAUCCCAUCUUUGCACAGGCUGCAGGGUUUACACGCCCAAUAAUGCCUGGACUGUCAACGCUUGGAUUUGCUGUUCGAGCUAUCAUGAGGUCAUUCUGCGACAUGGAACCAACAGCCGUGAAAGCUAUCUCCUGCCGGUUCCUGCACCAUGUCUACCCAGGGGAAACUCUGGUUACUGAGAUGUGGCUUGAAGGACAGAGGGUGUACUACAGAACUAAGGUGAAAGAGCGCGGUCGAGCAGUGCUCUCAGGAUACGUGUUACUCCAAAACGUCCCUUCACCACUACGUCGUCAGUAUCCUUGCCAUGUUGCCAUGAAAUUCUUUGGUAUUGCUUGUCUUAUGAGUAUAGUUGUCUCCGAUGUUUGA
Messenger RNA from Miscanthus lutarioriparius, 1071 nucleotides. NCBI's taxonomy places the organism in Eukaryota, Viridiplantae, Streptophyta, Magnoliopsida, Poales, Poaceae. The record is from the annotation of a GenBank genome assembly.